ACUGUCGGAAGACAGUUGAAUCUCAACCGCUCCAGAGGUAGCAUCAGCAUCCUUCGGUCGGGAACACAAUCCGUGCACAAUCCAAAUCAAAUGUGCACUAUUGAAGUGAAGACUCAAUUUGUAAAUGCAAAAAAUAUGCAUCCUUCCAUCUGAUUGUGAUAAUCCAAUUUCGAGUAAUCUUCGUUAGCGAAUGUUGAGUGCGACGGAUAUUAUAAACACGUGUCUUUUAUCAGUUAAUUGUUCGAUUUGGGCCAGCGAAAACCGAAGGUGAAAAUGUCAGCCAGUUGUGAGAUUACCAUUACCAGCCCCCAGGAGGCAAACACCAAAAGCAGUCUGAUUGUGGUUUCCAAUCGGUUACCGUUCGUACUGAAGAGGGAUCCCAUCACCGGGAAACUGUGCCGUAAUGCCAGUGCCGGUGGUCUAGUAACGGCUGUAGCGCCCGUCGUCAUCAAGGGCAAAGGUCUCUGGGUUGGUUGGUCUGGUAUGACACUGAGUGAUGAGGAAUCAGACCAAAUUCCCGAAUCCGAUCCAUCCGAUCGAACUCCAACGGCGGGCCUUCUAUCAGAGCAGGUUGUUUCGGUCAACGUGGAACCGCAGGUGUUUGACAGUUAUUACAAUGGUUGCUGUAAUGGAACCUUCUGGCCACUGUUCCAUUCGAUGCCUGGACGGGCCAGAUUUUGCGCCAAUAACUGGCGCUCGUACUACACAAUUAAUAAGGAGUUUGCAGCGCGAACGAUCGAGGCAUUGGAAAAAUGUCUGAAGCAGAACAAAAACCCGGGUGUUCCUAUUAUCUGGAUCCACGAUUAUCAUCUAAUGCUAGCCGCCAACUGGGUCCGAGAAGCUGCCGACGAACGAAAUCUGCCGUGUCAUAUAGCUUUCUUUUUACAUAUUCCUUUCCCACCGUGGGACAUUUUCCGCUUGUUCCCUUGGUCCGAUGAAAUUCUGCAAGGAAUGCUCGCUUGCGAUAUGGUGGGAUUCCACAUUCAGGAUUACUGUUUGAACUUUGUCGAUUGCUGCCAGAGAAACCUUGGAUGCCGUGUUGAUCGUAAGAAUCUACUGGUAGAACAUGGAGGUCGAUCCGUACGGAUUCGACCUCUGCCAAUUGGAAUACCUUUCGAAAGGUUUGUAGAACUGGCGGAGAAAGCUAAGCGAGUCAUUAGAACCAAGCAAAAGAUUAUCCUCGGCGUAGAUAGAUUGGACUACACCAAAGGGUUGGUCAACCGUUUGAAAGCAUUCGAAGUACUUCUGGAGAAACAUCCAGAGCAUCGUGAGAAUGUUAGUUUACUGCAGAUUGCAGUUCCAUCACGAACCGAUGUCAAGGAAUACCAAGAAUUGAAAGAAGAAAUGGAUCAGCUGGUCGGACGAAUAAACGGUCGCUUUACAACGGCAAAUUGGUCCCCAAUUCGGUAUAUUUUCGGAUGUGUUGGUCAAGAGGAUCUUGCUGCCUUCUAUCGGGAAGCCGCAGUGUGUCUCGUCACUCCGCUUCGGGAUGGUAUGAAUCUGGUCGCAAAAGAGUUCGUCGCCUGUCAGAUCAACGAACCACCCGGAGUAUUGAUCGUUUCGCCAUUCGCCGGUGCUGGCGAGACAAUGCACGAGGCCUUACUGUGCAAUCCAUAUGAAAUCGAAUCGGCCGCCAAGGUUAUACACCGAGCGUUGACCAUGCCGGAGGACGAACGAUCCCUGCGAAUGGCGCGCUUGAGACGGCGCGAAAUGCAACAAGAUGUCAACAGCUGGAUGCGACAGUUUUUGAAGGCCAUGGACUCUCUGGAUGAGGAUGAUAUCGGAACGACUACAAUGCAACCGGUCACCGUAGAUGACUUCGACGAAUAUCUUCUUAACUACGUUGGAUACAACCACAAACUGGCUCUGCUGUUAGAUUACGACGGAACCCUGGCUCCGAUAGCGCCACACCCGGAUCUAGCCACUCUGCCACCGGAAACCAAAAAUGUACUGCAGCGACUAUCGAACCAUUCCGAUGUGUACAUAGCCGUUAUCUCCGGUCGUAAUGUGGAGAACGUAAAGAAAAUGGUCGGCAUCGAAGGAAUUACCUACGCUGGAAACCAUGGGUUGGAGAUUCUACAUCCAGAUGGCAGCAAGUUCAUUCACCCAAUGCCGAUAGAAUACGAGGAUAAAGUGAUGGCCCUGCUCAAGUCUCUACAGGAAGAGGUCUGUCAUGAUGGGGCCUGGGUGGAGAAUAAGGGAGCGUUACUGACAUUCCAUUACCGAGAAACACCAGUAGAACUGAGAACGGAACUGGUCGAAAAAGCUCGUCAGUUGAUCAUUCAGAAUGGGUUCAGAGCUACCGAAGCGCAUUGUGCGUUGGAGGCGAAACCUCCGGUUCAGUGGAACAAAGGUCGCGCCUCGAUUUACAUCCUUCGAACGGCAUUUGGUGUCGACUGGAGUGAACGCAUCAAAAUCAUCUACGCUGGCGACGAUGUGACUGAUGAGGACGCUAUGAUGGCUCUCAAAGGUAUGGCUGCCACGUUUCGUAUCACCAAUGCACAAAUCGUCAAAACAUCUGCCGAGCGUCGUCUUCCGUCAACGGAUUCGGUCCUAACAAUGCUCAAGUGGGUAGAGAAGCAUUUCAUGCGCCGCAAGCCCCGCUCCAAUAGUCUAACUUACAAAAAUCGCAAACGAGAUUGCGUCAAGAUGCAACUGGCCUUCGAUCUGGUACCGAAUACGAGUCCGGCUAACAGUGCAGCCAAUAGCUCCGACGAGCGAGACUAGGAUAGGAUAGUAAGGUACCAUAGUUAAGAUUUGCGUUUAAGUUAGGAAGAAAAAAUGUCCCUGUGCACGUUAAAUGUGGUUUUACCGGUGCGUUAUUGUUUUGAAAUGUUCAAAUUUGUCUGGUAAUGCAGUUUAGAUAAAUUUUAGGUAUAGGCAUACCAA
This is a messenger RNA of Malaya genurostris, 2889 nucleotides long. RefSeq lists its product as uncharacterized. Gene Ontology annotation, biological process: trehalose biosynthetic process. The transcript has 5 exons. Gene Ontology annotation, cellular component: alpha,alpha-trehalose-phosphate synthase complex (UDP-forming); cytosol. NCBI's taxonomy places the organism in Eukaryota, Metazoa, Arthropoda, Insecta, Diptera, Culicidae. Gene Ontology annotation, molecular function: catalytic activity. The coding region runs from base 274 to 2727 and encodes 817 amino acids. The record is from RefSeq and is a predicted model, not a curated record.